AUGCAGCAAUCAGGGGUGUCGACAAACCUCAUUGCUGAGUACUCGCUGUUCUUUGAAAUAUUUCAUGUCUACGAUGUACAGAUUCGCUCACCUUGUACCGCUCUCAUACGGGAGAGUAAAAGCUCUGGAGGUAAACGACGCCGUUCAGGGCCGUUGGAAGGGCCACAAAACAAAAAGUCUCGAUAUGACGGUAUUGAGCCAUGCAGUGCAAACACUACGUCUGAGGUUGAAAACAAGGAUAGUCAUAAAAGAAAGCGACAUAGGAGACGCACAAAGGGAUUACGAGAACUUAUCAAGACUAAGAUAGAAGUGGCUCUUCGGAAAACCAACCAACCUUUAACUCAUUUGUUUACCUCUGUUGACGAUGCUGGAACUCCUCAAGCUGCCUUUAUUGACGUUAUCAAGUUAAUUGGCCUGAGUCAGGAAGAUUGGCUGAAGGCUGCUUCCCUCUCUCCUAAAGCAGCUGAAAGUAUUUCUAACAUUACGGACAUGUUUCGAAUCGAACGUAGUCCUGACAAUAAGCUUAUGCUGAAAUAUCGUGCAACAGAAUGGAGGAUCGAGGAUUGCACUGUUUAUGUGGAUAACCUUCCGUCAGGAUGCACAUCAGAAAAGAUAGGCCGUUUUGCACGAAAGUUCGGUACAGUUGUUGAGGUUCGACUUCCGAGGUCAUCUCGUAGACCAGUAUCGUCUAGUUACGGAAUAAUAGACGUCGGGAGGCAUUCUCGAUCUUUUGCGUUUGUUCAAUUUACUGAGCCUGAUGCAUGCCGGAAGAUGUGCGAAGCGUUCUUUCGUAAGCCUGCACCAGAACCCAAAAAAGCGGAAUGUCCAUCCUUGGUGCCACUCCUACAGCAACUUCUAUUCCACAUAAGAACCUUGGCGAAACGACGAAGGCGGCGCACUUAUGCACAGAACGUAUUGCUCAUGAAAUUACGAAGACAGCAAGCGGCUAUUAUAAAGAUGGAGCGCACAGCCAACAAAAGAACAUCAAAAGUCUCACGCUCGAUCGAUCGUGAAAAAGUUAUCGUGGCAGAGGAGCAGAGCAACGGGAAAACUGUGCCAAUGGAUGAUCAUGUCGAUGGUGAACAUAAUAUUUCCAACUCUGAAUGCAACCAGAACCGUCGGUUGAGUUUUGGAAAAAAGAAGAAACCAAAGGGACAUCGCGAAAGCACUGGGAAGAAAACGAAAAGAAAGAAAAGGCGACGAAGGAGGAAGCGAAGGACCUGUGUAGGACCACAUACAAUAAUUGGAUCUCUGAAUGACUACUUUGCAAAAAUACAAGUAUUUCCAUUCGCUAGUUAUAUGGAGCUCAGAAAGGAGUACAUAGCAUUGCGUCGCCAGUCCAAUAACGAGGCUAGCAGGCUCACCAGGAAAGACGGGCGUUUUUCGGAGUUUGCAUCUCGUCUUUGUUAUGGAAAGCUGGGACACAAGCUGGAGUCAUAUCGAGACUACUAUUGGAACGUUUCCUUGAUAGAUGAAGAAUAG
Molecule: messenger RNA, 1482 nt
Organism: Haemonchus placei
Lineage: Eukaryota; Metazoa; Nematoda; Chromadorea; Rhabditida; Trichostrongylidae
Source: the annotation of a GenBank genome assembly